CAGCCGAGCGCUGGGCUGAGGAGCAGAGAGAGCGGGGCGCGGAGUGCGGGCGGCUGGGAGCGCGCUGAGCGGGGGAGAGGCGCUGCCGCACGGCCGACCACAGGACCACCUCCCCGGAGAAUAGGGCCUCUUUAUGGCAUGUGGCUGGUAACUUUCCUCCUGCUCCUGGACUCUUUACACAAAGCCCGCCCUGAAGAUGUUGGCACCAGCCUCUACUUUGUAAAUGACUCCUUGCAGCAGGUGACCUUUUCCAGCUCCGUGGGGGUGGUGGUGCCCUGCCCGGCCGCGGGCUCCCCCAGCGCGGCCCUUCGAUGGUACCUGGCCACGGGGGACGACAUCUACGACGUGCCGCACAUCCGGCACGUCCACGCCAACGGGACGCUGCAGCUCUACCCCUUCUCCCCCUCCGCCUUCAAUAGCUUUAUCCACGACAAUGACUACUUCUGCACCGCGGAGAACGCUGCCGGCAAGAUCCGGAGCCCCAACAUCCGCGUCAAAGCAGUUUUCAGGGAACCCUACACCGUCCGGGUGGAGGAUCAAAGGUCAAUGCGUGGCAACGUGGCCGUCUUCAAGUGCCUCAUCCCCUCUUCAGUGCAGGAAUAUGUUAGCGUUGUAUCUUGGGAGAAAGACACAGUCUCCAUCAUCCCAGAAAACAGAUUUUUUAUUACCUACCACGGCGGGCUGUACAUCUCUGACGUACAGAAGGAGGACGCCCUCUCCACCUAUCGCUGCAUCACCAAGCACAAGUACAGCGGGGAGACCCGGCAGAGCAAUGGGGCACGCCUCUCCGUGACAGACCCUGCUGAGUCGAUCCCCACCAUCCUGGAUGGCUUCCACUCCCAGGAAGUGUGGGCCGGCCACACUGUGGAGCUGCCCUGCACCGCCUCGGGCUACCCUAUCCCCGCCAUCCGCUGGCUCAAGGAUGGCCGGCCCCUCCCGGCUGACAGCCGCUGGACCAAGCGCAUCACAGGGCUGACCAUCAGCGACUUGCGGACCGAGGACAGCGGCACCUACAUUUGUGAGGUCACCAACACCUUCGGUUCGGCAGAGGCCACAGGCAUCCUCAUGGUCAUUGAUCCCCUUCAUGUGGCCCUGACACCAAAGAAGCUGAAGACCGGCAUUGGCAGCACGGUCAUCCUCUCCUGUGCCCUGACGGGCUCCCCAGAGUUCACCAUCCGCUGGUAUCGCAACACGGAGCUGGUGCUGCCUGACGAGGCCAUCUCCAUCCGCGGGCUCAGCAACGAGACGCUGCUCAUCACCUCGGCCCAGAAGAGCCAUUCCGGGGCCUACCAGUGCUUCGCCACCCGCAAGGCCCAGACUGCCCAGGACUUUGCCAUCAUUGCACUCGAGGACGGCACGCCCCGCAUCGUCUCAUCCUUCAGUGAGAAGGUGGUCAACCCCGGGGAGCAGUUCUCACUGAUGUGUGCGGCCAAGGGCGCCCCGCCCCCCACGGUCACCUGGGCCCUCGACGAUGAGCCCAUCGUGCGGGAUGGCAGCCACCGCACCAACCAGUACACCAUGUCGGACGGCACCACCAUCAGCCACAUGAACGUCACAGGCCCCCAGAUCCGCGACGGGGGCGUAUACCGGUGCACGGCGCGGAACUCGGUGGGCAGUGCUGAAUAUCAGGCGCGAAUAAACGUAAGAGGCCCCCCCAGCAUCCGGGCCAUGCGGAACAUCACAGCAGUCGCCGGGCGGGACACCCUUAUCAACUGCAGGGUCAUCGGCUAUCCCUACUACUCCAUCAAGUGGUACAAGGAUGCCCUGCUGCUGCCGGACAACCACCGCCAGGUGGUGUUUGAGAAUGGGACCCUCAAGUUGACUGACGUGCAGAAGGGCAUGGACGAGGGGGAGUACCUGUGCAGUGUCCUCAUCCAGCCCCAGCUCUCCAUCAGCCAGAGCGUUCACGUGGCCGUCAAAGUGCCCCCUCUGAUCCAGCCCUUCGAGUUCCCACCCGCCUCCAUCGGCCAGCUGCUCUACAUUCCCUGUGUGGUGUCCUCGGGGGACAUGCCCAUCCGUAUCACCUGGAGGAAGGACGGACAGGUGAUCAUCUCAGGCUCGGGCGUGACCAUCGAGAGCAAGGAAUUCAUGAGCUCCCUGCAGAUCUCUAGCGUCUCCCUCAAGCACAACGGCAACUACACAUGCAUCGCCAGCAACGCAGCCGCCACCGUGAGCCGGGAGCGCCAGCUCAUCGUGCGUGUGCCCCCUCGAUUUGUGGUGCAACCCAACAACCAGGAUGGCAUCUACGGCAAAGCUGGUGUGCUCAACUGCUCGGUGGAUGGCUACCCCCCGCCCAAGGUCAUGUGGAAGCAUGCCAAGGGGAGCGGGAACCCCCAGCAGUACCACCCUGUGCCCCUCACUGGCCGCAUCCAGAUCCUGCCCAACAGCUCGCUGCUGAUCCGCCACGUCCUAGAAGAGGACAUCGGCUACUACCUCUGCCAGGCCAGCAACGGCGUAGGCACCGACAUCAGCAAGUCCAUGUUCCUCACAGUCAAGAUCCCAGCUAUGAUCACUUCCCACCCCAACACCACCAUCGCCAUCAAGGGCCAUGCGAAGGAGCUGAACUGCACGGCACGGGGUGAGAGGCCCAUCAUCAUCCGCUGGGAGAAGGGGGACACAGUCAUUGACCCUGACCGCGUCAUGCGGUACACCAUCACCACCAAGGACAACGGCGACGAGGUCAUCUCCACACUGAAGCUCAAGCCUGCUGACCGUGGGGACUCUGUGUUCUUCAGCUGCCAUGCCAUCAACUCGUAUGGGGAGGACCGGGGCUUGAUCCAACUCACUGUGCAAGAGCCCCCCGACCCCCCAGAGCUGGAGAUCCGGGAGGUGAAGGCCCGGAGCAUGAACCUGCGCUGGACCCAGCGAUUCGACGGGAACAGCAUCAUCACGGGCUUCGACAUUGAAUACAAGAACAAAUCAGAUUCCUGGGACUUCAAGCAGUCCACACGCAACAUCUCCCCCACCAUCAACCAGGCCAACAUCGUAGACUUGCACCCGGCAUCCGUGUACAGCAUCCGCAUGUACUCCUUCAACAAGAUUGGCCGCAGUGAACCGAGCAAGGAGCUCACCAUCAGCACCGAGGAGGCCGCUCCCGAUGGGCCCCCCAUGGAUGUUACCUUGCAGCCAGUGACCUCACAGAGCAUCCAGGUGACCUGGAAGGCACCCAAGAAGGAGCUGCAGAACGGUGUCAUCCGGGGCUACCAGAUUGGCUACAGAGAGAACAGCCCCGGCAGCAACGGGCAGUACAGCAUCGUGGAGAUGAAGGCCACGGGGGACAGCGAGGUCUACACCCUGGACAACCUCAAGAAGUUCGCCCAGUAUGGGGUGGUGGUCCAGGCCUUCAAUCGGGCUGGCACGGGGCCCUCAUCCAGCGAGAUCAAUGCCACCACUCUGGAGGAUGUGCCCAGCCAGCCCCCUGAGAACGUCCGGGCCCUGUCCAUCACUUCUGACGUGGCCGUCAUCUCCUGGUCAGAGCCCCCGCGCAGCACCCUCAAUGGCGUCCUCAAAGGCUAUCGGGUCAUCUUCUGGUCCCUCUACGUUGAUGGGGAGUGGGGCGAGAUGCAGAACAUCACCACCACGCGGGAGCGGGUGGAGCUGCGGGGCAUGGAGAAGUUCACCAACUACAGCGUCCAGGUGCUGGCCUACACCCAGGCUGGGGACGGCGUGCGCAGCAGUGUGCUCUACAUCCAGACCAAGGAGGACGUUCCAGGUCCCCCUGCUGGCAUCAAAGCUGUCCCUUCAUCAGCUAGCAGUGUGGUUGUGUCUUGGCUCCCCCCUACCAAGCCCAACGGGGUGAUCCGCAAGUACACCAUCUUCUGUUCCAGCCCCGGGUCUGGCCAGCCGGCUCCCAGCGAGUACGAGACGAGUCCAGAGCAGCUUUUCUACCGGAUCGCCCACCUAAACCGCGGUCAGCAGUAUCUGCUGUGGGUGGCCGCCGUCACCUCCGCCGGCCGGGGCAACAGCAGCGAGAAGGUGACCAUCGAGCCUGCUGGCAAGGCCCCAGCAAAGAUCAUCUCCUUUGGGGGCACCGUGACAACACCUUGGAUGAAAGAUGUUCGGCUGCCUUGCAAUUCAGUGGGAGAUCCAGCCCCUGCCGUGAAGUGGACCAAGGACAGUGAAGACUCUGCCAUUCCGGUGUCCAUGGACGGGCACCGGAUCAUCCACACCAACGGCACGCUGCUGCUGCGUGCAGUGAAGGCUGAGGACUCCGGCUACUACACCUGCACGGCCACCAACACCGGCGGCUUUGACACCAUCAUUGUCAACCUUCUGGUGCAAGUUCCCCCGGACCAGCCCCGCCUCACUGUCUCCAAAACCUCAGCUUCGUCCAUCACCCUGACCUGGAUUCCAGGUGACAAUGGGGGCAGCUCCAUCCGAGGCUUCGUGCUACAGUACUCGGUGGACAACAGCGAGGAGUGGAAGGACGUGUUCAUCAGCUCCAGCGAGCGCUCCUUCAAGCUGGACAGCCUCAAGUGUGGCACGUGGUACAAGGUGAAGCUGGCAGCCAAGAACAGCGUGGGCUCUGGGCGCAUCAGCGAGAUCAUCGAGGCCAAGACACACGGGCGGGAGCCCUCCUUCAGCAAAGACCAACACCUCUUCACCCACAUCAACUCCACGCAUGCUCGGCUUAACCUGCAGGGCUGGAACAAUGGGGGCUGCCCUAUCACAGCCAUCGUCCUGGAGUACCGGCCCAAGGGGACCUGGGCCUGGCAGGGCCUCCGGGCCAACAGCUCCGGGGAGGUGUUUCUGACAGAACUGCGAGAGGCCACGUGGUACGAGCUGCGCAUGAGGGCUUGCAACAGCGCCGGUUGUGGCAAUGAGACGGCCCAGUUCGCCACGCUGGACUACGAUGGCAGCACCAUUCCACCCAUCAAGUCUGCUCAAGGUGAAGGGGACGAUGUGAAGAAGCUGUUCACCAUCGGCUGCCCCGUCAUCCUGGCCACACUGGGGGUGGCAUUGCUCUUCAUUGUACGCAAGAAGAGGAAGGAGAAACGGCUGAAGCGACUCCGAGAUGCAAAGAGUUUGGCAGAAAUGUUGAUAAGCAAGAACAAUAGAAGCUUUGACACCCCUGUGAAAGGGCCACCCCAGGGCCCACGGCUACACAUUGACAUCCCCAGGGUCCAGCUGCUCAUCGAGGACAAAGAAGGCAUCAAGCAGCUGGGAGAUGACAAGGCCACCAUCCCUGUGACAGAUGCUGAGUUCAGCCAAGCUGUCAACCCACAGAGCUUCUGUACUGGCGUCUCCUUACACCACCCAGCCCUCAUCCAGAGCACAGGACCCCUCAUCGACAUGUCUGACAUCCGGCCAGGAACCAAUCCAGUGUCCAGGAAGAAUGUGAAGUCAGCCCACAGCACCCGGAACCGGUACUCAAGCCAGUGGACCCUGACCAAGUGCCAGGCCUCCACACCCGCCCGCACCCUCACCUCCGACUGGCGCACCGUGGGCUCCCAGCAUGGUGUCACGGUCACUGAGAGUGACAGCUACAGUGCCAGCCUGUCCCAGGACACAGACAAAGGAAGGAACAGCAUGGUGUCCACUGAGAGUGCCUCUUCCACCUACGAGGAGCUGGCCCGGGCCUAUGAGCAUGCCAAGCUGGAGGAGCAGCUGCAGCACGCCAAGUUUGAGAUCACCGAGUGCUUCAUCUCUGACAGUUCCUCUGACCAGAUGACCACAGGCACCAACGAGAACGCCGACAGCAUGACGUCCAUGAGCACACCCUCAGAGCCUGGCAUCUGCCGCUUUACCGCCUCACCACCCAAGCCCCAGGAUGCAGACCGGGGCAAAAACGUGGCUGUGCCCAUCCCUCACCGGGCCAACAAGAGUGACUACUGCAACCUGCCCCUGUAUGCCAAGUCAGAGGCCUUCUUUCGAAAGGCAGAUGGACGUGAGCCCUGCCCUGUGGUCCCACCCCGUGAGGCCUCCAUCCGGAACCUGGCUCGAACCUACCACACCCAGGCUCGCCACCUGACCCUGGACCCUGCCAGCAAGCCCUUGGGCCUCCCCCACCCAGGGGCCCCCGCUGCCGCCUCCACAGCCACCUUACCUCAGAGGACUCUGGCCAUGCCAGCCCCCCCAGCUGGCACAGCUCCCCCAGCUCCCGGCCCCACCCCUGCUGAGCCCCCCACCGCCCCCAGCGCUGCCCCUCCAGCCCCCAGCACCGAGCCUCCACGAGCCGGGGGACCACACACCAAAAUGGGGGGCUCCAGGGACUCGCUUCUCGAGAUGAGCACAUCAGGGGUAGGGAGGUCUCAGAAGCAGGGGGCCGGGGCCUACUCCAAAUCCUACACCCUGGUGUAGGGCCGGCAGGAAGAGCAGCCAUGCCUGGACCGCGCCGUGCCGCAGCCCCACACGCCAGCUCGGCUGUUUUUCUGCAUUAUUUAUAUUCAACUGACAGACGAAAACCAACCAACGACAAAACAAAAACCCCCAAUCAUGAACGCCUGUACAUAGAACUCUUUUGUACAAAUGAAACUAUUUUCUUCUUCUCCAUGAAGCCAGGGCACAAAGAAUUUGACAGUACAAGUCAAAUCCCCCACCCCACAAAAUAUGUGUGGAGAUAUAUAUACAUAUAUAGACAGAUAGGAACGCAUCCACAAGCUAUAUAUCUAUAUAUUUCUCUCACCCUAUUUUGAGACAGAGGCACAAAGACUCAGCAAUUUUUUUCCCUCCUCCUCACCCUCCCCCCAAUCUAGGUGGUUUUGACAAAGACCAAAAUCCCAACUCAGAGACACUGCAUGCGAUUUUACUGUUCCAAGAAAACCAGGAGUUGCUUCAAUUUGCAGAUGCUUAUGUGUUAAUACCUUUUUCUAUGAAAAAAGACCCAGCGCCGUGUGCAAUAAAGGUUAUGUUUCUA
Pongo pygmaeus (Bornean orangutan) is the source of this 6856-nucleotide messenger RNA. RefSeq names its product DS cell adhesion molecule like 1 (gene DSCAML1). Bases 139 to 6300 code for a protein of 2053 amino acids. Gene Ontology annotation, molecular function: cell-cell adhesion mediator activity. Gene Ontology annotation, biological process: axon guidance; homophilic cell-cell adhesion; dendrite self-avoidance. The transcript is spliced from 33 exons. Gene Ontology annotation, cellular component: plasma membrane; axon. The record is from RefSeq and is a predicted model, not a curated record. Lineage: Eukaryota; Metazoa; Chordata; Mammalia; Primates; Hominidae.